Molecule: messenger RNA, 1798 nt
Organism: Daphnia pulicaria
Lineage: Eukaryota; Metazoa; Arthropoda; Branchiopoda; Diplostraca; Daphniidae
Product: venom protease-like
Exons: 9
Coding region: 304-1578 (424 amino acids)
Biological process (GO): proteolysis
Molecular function (GO): serine-type endopeptidase activity
Source: RefSeq, a predicted model, not a curated record
GAAGUACCAAAACAGUGGGUGGGCAGCAGUGUGCGCUCAAGUGGCGACUUGAACGCACGUUUGAAAGCGUAAUUCAUCGUCCAAAUUAUAUUUCUAUUUCGCUGGCUGGCGUUUGAAUCGGUUCACAAGUGAAACUCGUUUCGUUUCGUCAAUAGAAUUGUGUGUUCUCAAUACGUCAACAAUUGGGGUUUCCUCCUCCUAAACAAAACAUAACGUAGAUCACCAAUUUCAGAUUAGUGGACAGGACUUGUACUUCAGCAAACCUCUCCUAACCGAAAAAAAAAACAGACCCACACACACACCAUGCGUGAAAUAACGCUUCUUCUAGUGCCAUUGCUCUUCGUCCUCUUCAUCUGCUCCGUCCAAGGUCAUUUGCUCCGGCGGAGGAAUUACAAGCCACUGCCAUGGAGACCGGAUACCCGGCUACAUAAAAGACAAGUGAAUUUUGGAGAAGAGGAAACGUCAGAAAUCAGCAGUCUCACCACGGGUUUUAACGGGGGUGGAAUAAACGAUUGUCAAACUCCAGAAGGAGUCGUAGGAACCUGCACACCCUUGACAAAUUGUCCGCAUCUGGCUGACAUGUUAUCUGUACCAAGCCCGGCUAUACUCAACUUUCUUCGACAAUCCAUUUGCGGUUAUGAAGGUUACGACCCUAAGGUGUGUUGUUCGUACCCAACGGGUAUGGAAAAUGUCGACUCAUCGGCGUUCUUCUUCGGAGAAUCCACCGGAGAAAUACCUCCGCCAUUCGUUCCGAAACCACCGGUACGUCCACCGCCACACCCGGGUCGGCCUAGCGUUUUGCCAGCUCGAUGUGGAAAUACCAACGCCACAAGUACCCGAAUUGUUGGUGGUGAGGAUGCUCCACCAGGUGCCUGGCCAUGGAUAGCACUUCUGGGCUACAAGGAUCCUAUUACGCAGCAGGUUGACCACUUGUGUGGUGGUGCUUUGAUCAGUUCGCAAUAUGUAAUUACAGCAGCUCAUUGCGUUUACAACAAAAAAGAUUUGUAUUCGGUUCGUGUAGGAGAGCACGUUCUCCAAAGUGACAUGGACGGUAAUAGACAUCAAGAUGUGCUGAUUGCGAGUCGCAUGCCGCACGAAGGCUUCGAUUCCGUUAGCUUUCAGAAUGAUAUCGCCAUCUUGAAACUGGCUGUGAGAGUGGAAUUUACAGCGGAAGUGCAACCUAUAUGCUUGCCCAUGGAUCCAUUGAUCCGAAAUAAAAAUUACGUCAGGUCCAAUCCGUUUGUCGCAGGGUGGGGAGCAACAUCUUUCAAUGGACCAUCAAGUUUGACGCUCAGAGAAGUGCAGAUUCCCGUCGUUACGCAAGAAAGCUGCAAAGAAUCCUACAAGAAUUUUAAAACGGUUGUUGUUGACCAAUCCGUUUUGUGCGCUGGACUGGGUAAAGGAGGCAAAGAUGCGUGUCAGGGAGAUUCUGGGGGACCUUUGAUGAUCCCUGAUAAAGAUCGCUUCUAUUUACUUGGCGUCGUCUCAUUUGGCUACAAAUGCGCGGUGCCCGGAUUUCCUGGCGUCUACACCCGAAUUCCUUUUUAUCUCGAUUGGAUUUUGUCCAAAAUGCAAUAAAUUAACAUUAAUGGAGCCUGGAAGUUGGAAAUUUGAAAAUCAAUACUCUUGUAUCUUACCGAGUUUACACGAUUCUGUUGGAAAAUUAUACUAGCUGACAUAUGAGGUAUAGAUUUAUCCUCGAAUAUGUAUGAUUAUAUAUUAUGCAAUUGAAUCCAAGUAUUACGAAAUGAAUGAUGUCGCAGAAUUCGAAGAAUAGAGUACCGUCGUUAGAGUUUUA